Drosophila busckii is the source of this 1529-nucleotide messenger RNA. RefSeq names its product MOB kinase activator-like 4 (gene Mob4). NCBI's taxonomy places the organism in Eukaryota, Metazoa, Arthropoda, Insecta, Diptera, Drosophilidae. The record is from RefSeq and is a predicted model, not a curated record. The coding region runs from base 295 to 984 and encodes 229 amino acids. Gene Ontology annotation, cellular component: cytoplasm. The transcript is spliced from 3 exons.
AAAUUUUCUCGCACAAAGCAAAGUGUUUUAGCUCAAUUCAUAGCUAAUUAAAUGUGAAAUGUGUAAACUAAAGCAAUAGUUACACUUUACAUAGUUAAGCUUGAAGCUACGUUUGGCUCGCCACGAACGCAACGUUUGUUUGAGUUCCUGGUCGCCGUUGCCUGGCACUUUUCACAGCUUGGUUUUGUCUAUUCAACUGUCACUGCCUCCCUUCCCUGCACAGGCGUAGUCCCAGGUAAAAGGUGUCUGAGUGUGUGUUUUGCAUUGCUCCUUACGGCUAAGGCAAGGUGAAACAUGAAGAUGGCUGACGGCUCGACCAUAUUGCGUAGAAACCGGCCAGGCACAAAAGCUAAGGAUUUCUGUCGCUGGCCCGAUGAACCGCUGGAGGAAAUGGACAGCACGCUAGCCGUGCAGCAAUAUAUACAACAACUGAUCAAGCGUGAUCCCUCAAAUGUUGAGCUUAUACUGACCAUGCCAGAAGCGCAGGACGAAGGCGUCUGGAAGUACGAGCAUUUGCGUCAGUUUUGUAUGGAAUUAAAUGGUCUGGCAGUGCGGCUGCAAAAACAGUGUUCACCCUCAACGUGCACGCAGAUGACAGCAACCGAUCAAUGGAUUUUCUUAUGUGCGGCACACAAAACGCCCAAGGAGUGCCCCGCCAUUGACUAUACGCGCCACACAUUGGACGGCGCUGCCUGUCUGCUCAAUAGCAACAAAUACUUUCCAAGCAGUGAUCUCACCACACACAGAGUUUCCAUCAAGGAGUCGUCGGUGACGAAGCUGGGCUCGGUGUGUCGACGUGUUUAUCGCAUAUUCUCGCAUGCGUACUUUCAUCAUCGUCGCAUCUUUGACGAAUUCGAGGCUGAAACGUAUCUAUGCCACCGAUUCACGCAUUUUGUCACAAAAUACAAUCUGAUGUCCAAGGAGAAUCUGAUUGUGCCCAUUAACGAGGAGGAGGAUGCAGCACCCGGUGAAAGUGAAGCCUAAGCCUAGACUCAACACAAACACACUGCAUAAGAAAUUAAGGACAGCAGCAGACAGAGACUGUCCACUCAUAACAACACUCACUUAAACAUAUUUAUAAUAUAUAUUUACUAAUAGCUUGCAUUAGAGCGAAAGGAAAGCGCAACUUUUUGUUAUUUUGGAUCAAACAGACAGACAGACAGACACAAGAGGCGGCAGCAGCUAUAACUGACGUUUAGAAAUCAAUUCGCAAAAUUAUUUUGUUUGCUGUUGAGGGCAAAAGCCCACAAUAAUACGUAUUUGUUAAUAAACAAAUGCAUCUAAGGGCGCGCCAAAAUUAUCAACAGUUAUAUUACGUUUAAAUUCACAUUUUAAUUAAAUUAUAUGUAGACACACACACAUACAACAAGUACACGAAGUUAUCUGACGAUUCGUUUUAUAAACUUGAACCAAGGCUAUUAAAAAAAAAACAGAACUUUACUAAUAACAAACAGAAACUACAAAUAUAUACACAUACCGAACAAACCGAACAAGAACAAUUGCAAUAAAUCGAAAGUACAUACAAUUAA